Gilbertella persicaria is the source of this 579-nucleotide messenger RNA. RefSeq lists its product as uncharacterized. The record is from RefSeq and is a predicted model, not a curated record. Gene Ontology annotation, molecular function: ubiquitin protein ligase activity. The transcript is spliced from 2 exons. Lineage: Eukaryota; Fungi; Mucoromycota; Mucoromycetes; Mucorales; Choanephoraceae. Gene Ontology annotation, biological process: ubiquitin-dependent protein catabolic process. Bases 1 to 579 code for a protein of 192 amino acids.
AUGUUACAAUAUGUGAACACCUAUCCAAUCAACAGUCAGGAUAAUACAACAUUUCAACCUGUCAUUCGUCUGACAAUGCAUCCUGCUGUAGGUGGAUUUCCUAGUGCUUGGGAAUUUACACUGAUUAUUGUGGUUGCAUUAUUGGCCAUUAGUUUUUUAGCUUCAGUGGGUAUGCAUUGGCACCUAUGGCGUAUUCGAAGGAGACAAAGAGCCAUGUUUGAAAAUGGUCUAUUGGAGAAUGCAACACCCAUCAUGCCUCAAAAAAAGACAAUUGAACCUGCUUCACUUGCCUUGUUUCCAACUCGUAUGAUUGGUGAUACACCACCACUUACUCGAGUAGAAUCCAGCCGCUCUGAACGAUCCUCUAAAGCUAUUGAGAAUGCAGAAACACUGGUAUCAGCCACUCUUCCUGUAGCCACAACACCGAAUACACCAGACGACGUAUGUGUGAUUUGUCUGGAUGAAUUUGUACUGGGAGAACAAGUAAGAAAACUACCUUGUGAUCAUGAAUACCAUUGUGAAUGUAUAGGUAAGGAUAAACUACUCACUUUAUCUAGUGUAUUUAAUAGAGAACCAUAG